CCUCCCACACUGUAUAUAUCCCGCUUGGCUGCAGUGAGUCAAGGCCCUGCACCACUCUCACUUCUUCUCCACCCGACGCGAGUGACUACAUCUGCAAAAAUGAUGAACGGUAUGAUCGUAAAGAACAUGUCCUUCAAGGUCGGACAGACCCUGACCAUUGUUGGAGUCCCCAAGCCUGAUGCUACAAACUUUGCAAUCAAUAUCGGCCCUGAUGAGACGGAGAUCACGAUGCACAUCAACCCUCGCUUCAAUGCCCACGGAGACGAGAAUGCUGUGGUCUGCAACUCUUACCAGAAAGGCAGCUGGUGUGAGGAGCACCGCGAGGGAGGCUUUCCGUUCCACCAGGGAGAGGAGUUCAAGGUCGUCAUCGAAUUCGCCCCGACGGAGUUCCAGGUGACUUUAUCCGAUGGCUCAAAGAUCCACUUCCCCAACCGCAUGGGCGCAGCGAAGUACUCGUGCAUCGGCUUCGAUGGGGAGGUCCGCGUCACCAGCUUUGAGAUCAAGUAAACCUGCAGCCACCCUGGAAUUUUGGGGAAUUGAAAUUCAUUCUUUCUUUCUUUUUCAAUUAGUGUAACGUCGGGUCGACCCCAGGCCCCGCUUUUAAGGUCUAGAAUGUUAUGUGAUAUCAGUAGUGCCUUAAUGUUUAUCAUACAAACAGGAUGAUGCAAUAAAGUAGCUUGUUGACAUGUGCCAAUGCAAGCAGACAAAAAAAGGAUUGGAUCAGACA
Molecule: messenger RNA, 727 nt
Organism: Gasterosteus aculeatus aculeatus (three-spined stickleback)
Lineage: Eukaryota; Metazoa; Chordata; Actinopteri; Perciformes; Gasterosteidae
Source: RefSeq, a predicted model, not a curated record